Molecule: messenger RNA, 840 nt
Organism: Colletotrichum higginsianum IMI 349063
Lineage: Eukaryota; Fungi; Ascomycota; Sordariomycetes; Glomerellales; Glomerellaceae
Exons: 3
Coding region: 1-840 (279 amino acids)
Source: RefSeq, a predicted model, not a curated record
AUGGUCUACACGUCUCCCGUCUCGUACGCGGCCGCGCUGCUGUCAGUGUUCGCGACCUUCGGCUCGGCCCAAAACUUCACAAUCUCCAACGGCCAGAUUUUCACGCCAGGUCUCAUUAUUUUGAAUGCUCCUCAACCGGGAACCCCGCUGGGCGGAGAGAACCUUCAUGUCUCACUGGACGUGUCGACGAACGGCAAGAUGCCGCUGCCACCGUACGCCGAGGACAGCCCAACCAAGAUUUUCAACGUGACCAUGUUCCUGUCGAGCUACACCACUGGCCGCAACCUCACCAUCACAAACGGCACGGCGACGGCCAACAACGCUAGCCUCGGAAACAUCAUGUACCAGGAGCCCGGCAGCACGGUGAAGCACGUCAACUGGAUCUGGCCCGAUUGUCUGGUUGGUGACGGCCAGCCCAGCUCGGCCGACAGCGACCGCGGCGCUUACAACAUUUCCAUUCGUCAAAAUUUCCGCCUCAACGGCGAGGACCACUACACAAUCUUCGACGUGCCCAUCUCGGUGACCAACAGAAUCCAGGAAAAGGACGGCCGACCGUCGUGCGACGCGCUCAACAACGCACUCUUGACGGAGGAGGAACUCGACGCGCCGAACGCCAACGCCGUCGGCGUGCUCUUCGCACCGGGUGGCUCGACCACUGUCGAGGUCAAGUCCGGUGACGGCGGCGAUGGCGGCAGCGGCAGCGGCAGCGGCGACGGGCUCGGCGGGUCCAAGCCGGAGGCGUCACCCGGCGACGGGCUCGGUGCGGGAAGCAGCUUGAGCUGGAGGGACGGCGCACACUGGCUGUGCCUUGUAAGCAUCGGCGCCGCGCUGAUGCUUUGA